AUGAAAGCCCUCCGGCUGGUCGAGUACAACACCCCCUACCAACUCCACGAAAUCCCCAUCCCCACAAUCACCCCCAACGAGCUGCUGAUCAAAAUCGGCGCUGCCGGAUUCUGCCACACAGACUACCAAGUCUACCAAGGAGUCUACAACUCCCGCAUACCGAUGACGCCCUCGCACGAACCCGUAGGAACCAUCAUAGAAGUGGGCCAUAAAGUCUCCCCCGAAUGGAAACCCGGCCAACGCAUCGGAAUGUUAAAUUUCCGACACGCGUGCAAUUCCUGCAAUGGAUGUGAAUUUGCACGUGAUCCGUUGCGGCCGGAUGAACCCGAUGUGCGAUUCUGCGAGAAGAAGGAUAUGGCGGGGAUGACUGCUGACGGGGGGUUCGCGGAAUAUGCGGUUGCGGAUCCGGCUACGUGUGUGCGGUUGCCGGAGGGGGUGGAGUUUGAGCAGGCGGCGCCGUUGAUGUGUGCGGGGGCUACGGUGUGGACGGGGUUGGAUCGUUUGGAACUGAAGGCUGGCUUGCCGGUGGGGGUUAUUGGGAUUGGGGGGUUGGGGGCUUUGGCGUUGCAGUUUGCUGCUGGGUUGGGGUAUAAGACUGUUGCGAUUGAUAAUAGGUCGGAGGGGUUGCAGUUGGCGAGGGAAUUACCGGAGCAUUUGAGGCCGGGGAAGGUGGUGGAUUAUAAUAAUGAUCAGGCGGCGAAGGAGGUGGUUGAGUUUGCUGGGGUGGUGACUGAGUGGAGCUUGAAGUUGCUGCGGACGCAUGCGGUUUGUGUGCCGCUGGGGGCGCCGGCGGAGGGAUUCAAGUUCUCGGCUUUUGAUAUUCACUUUAAAGAGCUGACCAUUAGAGGAGCGCUAGUCGCGAACCAGCGGCUGGCCUCGCAUAUGAUGAAGUUGGUCGCUGAGGAGGGGGUGCGAUCGCAUGUGCAGACGAUCAAGCUGGAAGAGGGCAUGGAUUUACCCAUUCGGUAUAUGGAUCCGCAUCUCAGGGGGCGUUUGGUGUAG
Molecule: messenger RNA, 1002 nt
Organism: Aspergillus sclerotioniger CBS 115572
Lineage: Eukaryota; Fungi; Ascomycota; Eurotiomycetes; Eurotiales; Aspergillaceae
Product: alcohol dehydrogenase GroES-like domain-containing protein
Exons: 5
Coding region: 1-1002 (333 amino acids)
Molecular function (GO): oxidoreductase activity
Source: RefSeq, a predicted model, not a curated record